AUGUUGUUAUUCAAGUCUACUAUCUUGGUUGCUUUAUUGGCUGCUAUCACCAGUGGUACUCCCGUUGCAAAGCGACACGAAAAGUACAUUGCUUACCCAGUUGAACGAGGAGACGCCUCUAUCAAAAGGAGAUAUGAGCAGGGCAGUUUUGAUGGUUUUCAAGAUGGUCGUGCAAACUACUUUACAAACUUGAAGUUGGGAUCCAACAAGCAGGAAGUUUCCGUAAUGAUCGACACAGGUAGCUCGUUGUUGAAUAUUCCACAAACUGGUUCACAAUGUCUUGGUGGUGAAUGUGCCAAUGGAGUUGCAUUCGAUCCUAAUGAGUCAACAACUUUCAAAAACCUCAGCAAGUUUACAAAGGGGUAUUAUGGUGGUGGAGGUGCAGUGUAUGUUACAGGGUUUCAACUGACUGAUGAUUUUUACUUUGAUGGUGGCAAGAAGCUCCCAAACUUUGAGUUUACUUUGUUGAAUCACACCUUCUACGCAAGGGGUUUAUUGGGAAUUGCUCCAAGCACCGAUACAAACACCUCCUAUGUUGAAUCUGUUAAAAAGGCAGGAUACAUCAACAAAGCUGGCUUUUCACUCUACACAACCAAUGACCAGCAAGGGACUUUUCUUUUAGGCGGAGUUGACAAAGCCAAAUUUGAAGGGGAAUUGGCUAUUUACAAUAGCAAGUUGUCUAUCCCUGCUAAGUCAUUAACUACAGCAAAUGGCUCAGUUUUAGAUUUCCCUGCCGAAAUUCAAUUGGAUUCGGGCAGUUCUGGCAUCAUCAUAGAUCCUGUUAUUGUUGACCAAAUCAAUAAAGAAGUUAGUGGUAAGGAUGGCAAAAUAUCCUGUGACAUUGCUUUGAGUGGAGACAAGAAAUUCACUUUUGAUCUUGGACAAGGUGUCAAAAUUGAUGUGCCAUAUUCAGAUGCUUUUUACUGGAAUGCCGACAAAACCAAGUGCGGCAGUCGUAUUUCCAAAACUACGGCCCACUAUACAACCCAAAAUGUGGGAAUCCCACUUAUCAAACACACUUAUCUUACUCACAAUUACGAGACAGGCAACCUUGGUGUAGCCCCAGUUAAGCACACCGAUGAGAGUAACAUUGUUGAUUUCUGGUUUUAA
This is a messenger RNA of Lodderomyces theae, 1110 nucleotides long. RefSeq lists its product as uncharacterized. The record is from RefSeq and is a predicted model, not a curated record. Gene Ontology annotation, biological process: proteolysis. The transcript has a single exon. NCBI's taxonomy places the organism in Eukaryota, Fungi, Ascomycota, Pichiomycetes, Serinales, Debaryomycetaceae. Bases 1 to 1110 code for a protein of 369 amino acids. Gene Ontology annotation, molecular function: aspartic-type endopeptidase activity.